CUGAGUUGCCGAUGAUCGCGCGGUUAUUUAUCGCACGACAUUUCGUUCCGGACGACUUUUAUCAGCGAUAAACGGCGUAUUUCGUGGGCGCGGAUCAUCAUUCACGACGGCGUGUGCGACCGCGCGCGAUUGGCCGCGCGGGAGCACCGCGUACCGCCCCCUCAGUACGUUAUGGAAUGCGCGACGGACAGCUACCGUGUUACGCGGCUCCGCACGAUGCCCGGCCGUAGAGGCACGCCAACGGACCGGAAUACGUGCGUGCGACGCGGCCGCGGGCACGACGACGUCUCGCUGCUCGACACCGGACACGGUACGCGCCCUUGCCGUCGACCGCCGUGCGCCCACCGACCGUCGCCGUACGCCGAUCGUGCGAGUCCCCGUGUCAUUUUUCGUCGCCGCCGUCGCCGUCGGUAGCACCUCGUAUACGUGGCAACAGAGCCCGAGUGUGGCUGCUGCUGCCGUGUGCGAGCGCUGUGUGUGCUUCCCGUGGGUGUCACUUCCUAGUCGUGAGGGAUCCCGUCGGCGAUCCGCUGACAAAAGGAACGUUUGAUCGCGUUAUCCGCGCGACAUUCGUGACGGCCGUGACCAACGGAGAACCGCGUCUCUCUCUCGUGUCUACAGCGCGACGCGACAGGAACGACGAAACGCGAGACUGGGUCGGGGAAGACGCGAAGCGACGCGACGCCGCGGAUUUCCCGAUCGACCAUCGAAAUCUUCUCGUCCGGGGUGCCAGGAGGUACGACAUUUCGCCCCCGACGGCGGGACGUCGGCGUCGCUGACCCGGUGCCUGGCAUUUCGUCUCGCAGCGCGCGCGAGCUGCCAUUGCAGGGCCCCCUCUGUCCUGGAACGAGCGUCACGCCGACCCUCUCGAGCUCGGAAACUCCGGAUUACGUCGUCGAGCGCGUCGCCGAGGGACACCCAGCUGCACUCGCGACGUCGCCCCGCAACCAGGAGACGGUCCCUUCGUCCCUCGAGGGCGAGGAUAGCGCGCUGGGAAUUUAAUGGUGUGUUCCCAAUGGGCCUGUCUAGCCGCUGAUUACGAUGGGCUGAUGCAGAAUGCGAUUGACUCAUCGAUACUCGGAUGCUCCUUUCUCUGCGGCGUUACCCACAUGAGAGAGCUAACUUGACGAGAAUUAAUGGUGCAUCUGCGCCCUGUCGCUAUUGUCCUCCUGUCAACGUAAUGGAGGAGCCGGUUAAGAAGAAGCAGCGUAUCGAGAAAAGCUCAGGCGCCAAGAAUGGGCUCGCCGACCUCGAGGAGCUGCAGAAGAGCCUGCUCGCGCGGUGUCUGUGCCAUAUGCCGGAGAGCAGUCUACGCAAGCCAUUUACCAACCUCACGGUGAGGGAGGCCGACGGUACUAUUCGGUAUGCCGUACUGUCCGAAUGGGAUACAGAUCAGAUCCUGGAGUGUUUAACCGCUCUGCAGCUGCUGUUCGACCUGGCCAUCAAGCAGUACUUGAAGAAUGUCUUAUGCAAGCGGGUGAUGGAGGUCUGCGAGGCGGUGGCGCGGAACGAGCACGGCAUCGUCGAUCAGAUCAUCGACCUGUCCUACACGAACGACAAGUUCGUGUCGUAUGCGGCGAGUCGCGUGCUCGCGUCGUUCUUCAUCGUCGCGCGGCAGAACAUGGAUGCCGCCUGGUUGGAGAGGCUCACACAGUCCCUAGUUAACACGAGCUCGCCCAGUCGGAUGCUGUUCACCCUGGAUGUAGUCAAGAGAGUGAUCGAGCAUAAAGACUGCAGUAUACACCCGGAGGACGGGGACGCGACAGCGCCGCCGUCCGGUUGCAACACGUUCUUCAUCGACGACUUUGACAGCACGCCAGUCAAGGAGCUGUGUGUAAAGGCGCUCGAGUCCAAGUGGACCAUUCUCGUGUCCAAGUUCAAUGACAUUCUCACGCAGUACACGCCGCAGCAUACGUCUGUCGUCAUAACGUUCCUGCACUUAUGGGAGACCAUCAUCUCGGUCAAAGCCAAUCUUUCCGUCGUUGAAACCAAGCCUUUCUACUCGGAACUGAACGAUCUCGUGCUAUUACUGAACGCCAACGUGCCAGGCGUUAUCUGGCGACAUUUGCUCGGCCUCCUCAACGAGGUGCUGUGUUACGGCAGUACACUGGCGCUACAGGAUAACUUACCGGAGGAACCAUGCUCCCUGGCAACCCUCAUCGUACGCGCUAUCAAGGACUGGCGUCUGCUUGACGCGUUGCCGUACCGCCACGGUUCCGGCAGGUUUGGCGGCGGUGACGGCGAAGGCGAUCGUCCUUUGCUGCAGAAAAUGGUACUACUAGUGCUGAAGAGCGUCGCCGUGACGGUGCGGCAAACGCGCAGCGAUUCUAGCGACUCGUCCCUCGGCUCCGAGGCCGAGGAUCUCGAUGCGGACAUGGCGGUGAUCGAGAGGAGUAUCCGCGAAGUACUGCGUCAACUGGAUCAAUGCGUAAAAACGCUGAUGCCCUUCCAUCCGGAGAUGCCGCUGUCGCAGUGGGUUGUGCAAAUGUUUCACGAUCAAGAUGACUUUCUGAUCGAGGGUAUGGUCUGCUGCUUGGACGUCGCUGUGGGCUUGUUCUAUCGCGGUCCGCCACAGAACGAUCUGGGCCAAAUGCUUAGCCCUACGUUGACCUUUGUGCAAUUCAUUCGCGGUGUGUCGUACGACACGGAACUUCUACUGGAUCUGUUGAUCAGCAACGAGACCUGCUUCCUGCUGUAUCUCUUACGAUUUCUCAAGUACAUUAGGCGUAAUUGGUUCGAGUUCAUGAGGUGCUGCGGCGGCGAACUGGACGACACGAUGCGGGUACUGAUAACAUUACGGCUGACCAUCGAUCGACUGGUGUCUAAGAACUUAUUCCCGUACAACAUUGCUCCGGUUCAUCGUCUACUCGAAAAAUGCGAGUCCUUGUACGAGGGUAACGUGGACAGCUGUAGCACCCACGUGUAAGAUAAAGGGGAUGUUCGGAGAGAUUCGAAUAGUCGCCAAAUCGAUCGAGCGUGUGUAUAAAUUGUAUGAACGGAAUUGUACUCUCCGAACUUAGCUAGGAUUUUGCCAUCUGUAAAAUAUCGUGUGUAGUGUACAGAUCGCCGUAUACCGUCUUAUAAACGCAAAACGGCCGGACUGACUCGUCGCGAUCUCGUCUUUAAAGCUUGAGAAACUCAGGAAGACGAGCGCGUUUCUUAUUUAUUAGUCUUUAGCGAAAUUUUUCAAUAUAGCUGGAAUUGCGAGACGGAAGAAUCUCCGUUCACGAGUCGGCGAGGUUUUGAGAGUUAUACAACUGCGAUUGAGUCUGAGUAGUACAAAAAAAAAGCGAAAUUCGCAUUGAUUGUCUCAAAACUAAACUGCAUUCGUGUGGUGCUAACGAAUUACGUUUCCGCCAAAGCACCAUUGAAAGCAUACAUAUUGAUGUAUACCACUAGUGUAAUAUUUAUAUGUAUACUUCGAGAGCUAUUUGUACAAUUUCCAGUCACACCUGGGUAUUUAUUCUAUACACGCUUUUUGUUCUUAACGAUAGUUGUCGGUGUUGUGCAGAUAUUUUACAAAAAAAUUACGCAAUGAUAUCAACAACUAUCGUAAAAGAACAAAAAGCGUGUACAGAAUACGUACCCUGCAAAUGUAUAACUUUAUUGUAUUUUGAUAAAAAAAAAAUACCUGAGAAAUCUGUACAUAACUCAUAAGCAUCAGAGCCGACUUAAUAAUAUUGAGAAUUUUGCCGGACGAAGUUACAUACUCUUCCAAUAAUUCUGGAAGAAAUUAAAAGAGAAAAAUCUUUUGGAUUAGUCUCGCAUAAAUUAUAAUGCAAGCAGUAAAUAGGGAAGAUGUAACAUGUAGAAAGUUAUAUUGUCGUCAGGUCUUGUACAACUUACGUAAAAAAGAUAUUUUUUUGUAGCAUCAGAUUAUUUCUGAUUUAGGGGAGUCAAGCCGAGAAAUACAAUGUGCAAAAUAUAAUUUUUUACUAAUAUGAAUACUUCUUUAUAAUAUUUUUUCGUAUUAUUCGUACUCUUUUACGGACGAAAAAUUUAAUCUCUUUGCGACUUUAAAAUUCUAAGUGACUGAAAAAAAAAACACCGGUUAUCUGCAGUUGUUUCGAGUUUUUUUCCGAUGAAACCGUAACUGUAAAUAAUGACAUUUACAGCGCUAUACACGCGCGCUGCGUAUUCAACGUAAGAAUUUCCUUUUGUAAGUAAUGUAAUACACUAAAAUUCUUCACGUUUUUACUUUUCUAAUUGUGGUGUCGUUUAAUUCAAUUUCCCCCUGUGAUUGAGCUUACUAAAAUCGUCGGUCUCGCGACGUAAAAAUUCCAUACUCUUACGGGUAAAUCAGAUUUGACUGUAGCUGGAAAAUGUUUUUUUCUUUUUUUUUUUCAAUCAAAUAUUUAUUAUCAUCUAUCCCAAACGCAAGUCAAAUACAAUUGCCAUUAUCGAGACUUACGAUUAAAAUGUAGCCCGGCAGAUUGUCAGUGAUGCCCCGCGAUUAAUCGCGCAAAUAGCGUUCGAUACAUUGAUUAGAGCGACGUAACGCGCUUAGCUCACCGGGACAAACCGUCCGGAUAUCUUCUUUUUCUCUCCUCCUUUUACCUUAGAAAGAUCAAUAUAGAAUUAAGGUUCGUAACGUUAGCCUUCCUUGGCUUAUCUUUUUUUUUAUAAAAUUACGCUACUCUCUAUUUAGAAUUUGCAAAUAUAGCUCUAAUUAUUUAAA
Molecule: messenger RNA, 4678 nt
Organism: Solenopsis invicta (red fire ant)
Lineage: Eukaryota; Metazoa; Arthropoda; Insecta; Hymenoptera; Formicidae
Gene: lin
Product: protein lines
Exons: 2
Coding region: 1082-2926 (614 amino acids)
Source: RefSeq, a predicted model, not a curated record